Oncorhynchus gorbuscha (pink salmon) is the source of this 3694-nucleotide messenger RNA. Its product is annotated as death-associated protein kinase 2-like. The transcript is spliced from 11 exons. Gene Ontology annotation, biological process: intracellular signal transduction; protein phosphorylation; positive regulation of apoptotic process. Gene Ontology annotation, molecular function: protein serine/threonine kinase activity; ATP binding. Bases 989 to 2074 code for a protein of 361 amino acids. The record is from RefSeq and is a predicted model, not a curated record. Gene Ontology annotation, cellular component: nucleus; cytoplasm. NCBI's taxonomy places the organism in Eukaryota, Metazoa, Chordata, Actinopteri, Salmoniformes, Salmonidae.
UCGUCGAAACACACAGAAAUAUAAAACAUGAAUGCCCACCCUACAUCACACCCUGACCUAACCAAAUAGAGAAAUAAAAUGCUCUAAGGUCAGGGCGUGACAAUAUUACACUGUUUUCACAUUAGGCAAUACACUGGCACUACCCAUAAACAUUUACUGAAAAUAUCCUUGAUUUCUAUCCCAUUUGCAAUCAAAUUGCUAUAGCGUGAUUUAAAAUGAAAGGCACUGUUCCCGCUUUCGGGGAGACUGUAUUCACGGUAAACUCUGCAUAUUUUGCCUCAAUCAGAAAUUACCUAUCAAUUUUAAUCGCGCUAUAGCGUUGAACUUUCACAAUACAAAUUGAAUUGUGGCCUAGAUUUCAAUCGUGCUACAGUGCAAAUCUUCAGCACUUGAUAUUGAAUCAAGUCAAUUGAAAAAGUGCUUAGAGUUGUGAAACAACUACCUUUUUGAGGAUCUGUUUUGAGUUGUGUACUAACAGUUGUGACAUACGUGUGAAAAUCCCAUCAAAGUGAUUGAAAAAACUGUAACGUGAUACAAAUCAUGGGGGUUGGCUGUUUUCUUGUGUGCAUAGUUGCGCAAAGUAUGGAUGAUGAUAAAUACAUUUAUUUUAAAUCGCUCCACGCCCCACUCCCCCUAUGCCAACCCAAAACAUCUGCCAGCGACCAUGGUUGUGUGGGUUGGUGUGCGUGUGUGUGCCUUUUUUCAAUUUAUGUCCAUGUUUGUUUCCAUUAGUUUAUCUGCUGCUAUACGCUUGACAUAAUUAUAUCUACACACAGAGUACUGUUUAUUGUCCCGGCAUUCUUCCAUGGUUCCUGAUGCUAUCUGGUGACUUACUUGCUUCUAUAUUUGAAAUACAUUUGAGUUUACCUUCCAAAUCUGUUCUGUCAUCCCUCUUUCUUCCCUCACUUCUACAGAGUGCAGUAGCUCUGGAAAACAACCAGAAAAAUAGUGUGAGGGGGGGGGGGGAAGAGGGAAAAAGAGCAAGACCAUGGCUCAGAUUAAGCUGCAGAAUGUGGAGGACUACUAUGAGAUUGGAGAGGUGCUUGGCAGUGGUCACUUUGGGCAAGUGCGUGCGGUGCUGGAGCGGGCGUCCAAGGUCAACUGGGCGGGGAAGUUCCUGAAGCUGCGUCGGAGCGCCAGUAGCCGCCUGGGCCUGGAGAGGAAGAGUGUGGAGAGGGAGGUGGAGAUACUGCAGAGCCUGCAGCACGCCAACGUCAUGGCCCUCAGGGAUGUGUUUGAGAGUCGCGCCGAGGUCGUGCUCAUCGUGGAGCUUAUCAGUGGCGGGGAGCUGUUUGAUUUCAUAGCAGAGAAGGAGAGCCUGUCUGAGGAGGAGGCCAUAGAGUUCUUGAAGCAGAUCCUCAUGGGAGUGGGCUUUAUGCACACUAAGAACAUUGCCCACUUUGACCUCAAGCCAGAGAACAUCAUGCUGGCUGACAAGACGAUGCCACACCCCCACAUCAAGAUCAUUGACUUUGGACUGGCCCAUCGCCUCAAACAGGGGGAGGAGUACAGGAGCCUAUCUGGGACCCCACAGUACAUCGCCCCUGAGGUGAUUAACUAUGAACCCCUGAGCGAGGCAGCCGACAUUUGGAGUAUUGGUGUGAUAACCUACAUAUUGUUGAGUGGUUUGUCUCCCUUUCAAGGAGAUAAUGACGAGGAGACACUAAAGAAUAUCGUGGGGAUGAUCUAUGAGUUUGAAGAGAACUAUUUCACCCAGACCAGCGCCAUGGCCAAAGACUUUAUUGAGAAACUACUGGUCAAAGACCCAAUAGAGAGAAUGACAGCGGAUGAAUGUCUAGUACACCCUUGGAUCAAGCCCCUCACACGCAAACAGGCGGAUAACAGAAGUCGGUCAUCCAUUAACAUGAAAAGCUUCAAGAAGUUCAACGCCAAAAGGAAAUGGAAGAUGUCAUAUAACAUGGUGUGGGCGUGUAAUAGAUUAUUUCGCCUGCAGUUGCAGUGUAAAAGCAGGUCCCAGGAGGACCCAGAACUGAGGCAGUGUGAGAGCGACCAGGAGGACACGGAGACCAAGCCUGCUUCUCUCAUUCGCCGCAGACUCAGCAGCAGUUCCUAAAGAAGACCACUGGGGUCACUAACACAGCCUCAGACCACCGCUAUCCAUCCCACCAUGGGGGAAAUGGAGAGAAGGCUUUUGUGAGUGCACCAAUCAACAAUAGUCUGAGUUACAGAAUGACUGACUAUGCCAGUGACAAUACGAGUGACGAACCCGUUGAUGUGCAGGUGCCUAAAGCCAGUGUUAGUCCACAGAGUUGAAUCUUAAUGUCUCAGACACCGUUCCUGAUCAAACCGCUGUAGUUUACCAAACUGCUUCUGUUACACUUCACCCCCAUUUGACCUAGCAUUUGCCUGUGCCUUUUAUGUAUUUACCUGUGCCUUUUAAGUUUGACACAAUUAUUUUCUGAACAUGCCAAAACUUUUGUUUUGGUGCACGGGAUAGAGUGUCACACUUAUAGCUAACCUCGAAUUGCAAUUAUUAUGCCUUACAAUAUUAUGUGGUUAUAUCAUUUAGCCUCUGCCACAUGUUCUGAUAUUUUUGACUGCUGUAUGCCUGUCAAAGGUCAAGACUAUUCCAAACUCAUUUUUAUUUGAGUUUGAGACAUUUGCAUUUCAUACAAUUAACUAGAAAAAGUACUUGGUAACUAAAUUGUUAAUUGAGUGUUUCACAUGAAAUUAGGGAACUAUACAAGCCAUACAAUUGGAAAUAGAAGGCCUGUUUUUCUAAUUCUGCCUUUAAGUGGAUACAUUAUUUGUGUCAGAAUGUAGAUAUAAGUUUAUACAGAGCUACUGUACUAUACACAGCUACAGCCGUGUUCGACACUGACAUGUAAUGUAGUCUUAGUGUGUAGAGCCCUUAAAAGCCUUAUCAAACUUCAUCUUCGAUAUACUUUAUUGAACAUUUCAACCAUCUUUGGCUUAUGUCAAAGGUCAAUUUUAUAGUCAUUUUUGAAAGGGAAAGCUACUUUAUAACCUUGUGUAGGCUUGUUUUAAAGAAAUAUAUAUAAUAAUGAGAGUUUAAUACUGACAACAACCAUGUUUUGUGAAUUGUGUGAUGGUGAAUAAGAAAAUGUUAGUCUAUGAUGUUAAAGCUAUUACAGUAUAUACACACAUUUGUUACUUUGAAAGCCCACCAUUUUUUAAAGACAGCAGACUACUUGCACUGGUUGAGUUAUCAGUUUCUGUGGCACAUGAUGAGGUCAAGACAGUCAGUGAACGGCGACCCGUAUCUAACUUGACCACUGCGAACCUAGAGUUAACAUCACAAUCAUUGUCAAAGUUCAUUGUAACAGACAAAUGGAUUAGAAGAAGUGAGGCCUACAAACUUCAGUCUUUCAGUUCUUUUUCUAAAUGUUCUAAAUUGGUUCCAGGCUGUCAACCUCAUAUUCUUAUGGAAGGGUGGGGAAUUGUUGCCAUUUUCCUCUGGGUUUAUAAAAGGGUAUAGAGGUUUUGAAACGGGGUUGAAUAGUUGGCACUUCCAAGAUGAGCAGGAUCCAAGGAGUCAGCAGCAUUCUUGGAGAGAGGGUGCCAAGGAAAUAAAGAGCUUUCACACACUGUAAAUUCCUGAAUCUGCCCAUGCCCUCUCUCCUUCCAAUGUGCAUCCUACAGAGCACAUGCCCGUUGCCAUAGAGGACUCACAAACAGACGCACUCGAGCACGCAAGAGAGGUGAGUUUGGA